GUCUGCCUGCGGAGACAUCCAUUGAGAGGUUUGUAACAAUUGGUGCAUACUGUCUUUUGAGGUCCUGCACAAUUGAGCCUGAGUGCAUUAUCGGACAGCAUUCCAUUCUCAUGGAAGGUUCGUUGGUAGAGACCCACUCGAUCCUGGAGGCAGGAUCUGUGGUUCCGCCAGGGAGGCGAAUUCCUACUGGUGAACUUUGGGCUGGAAAUCCGGCACGGUUUGUCCGAGCCCUUUCCCAUGAAGAAACCUUGGAGAUCCCGAAACUUGCUGUCGCGAUAAAUGAUCUGAGCAAAGAACAUUUCUCAGAGUUCCUCCCGUACUCCACAGUAUAUUUGGAGGUUGAAAAGUUCAAAAAGUCCUUGGGGAUCUCAAUCUGA
Messenger RNA from Morus notabilis, 377 nucleotides. Its product is annotated as gamma carbonic anhydrase-like 1, mitochondrial. The record is from RefSeq and is a predicted model, not a curated record. NCBI's taxonomy places the organism in Eukaryota, Viridiplantae, Streptophyta, Magnoliopsida, Rosales, Moraceae. The annotation marks the transcript as partial. The transcript has a single exon.